This is a messenger RNA of Chara braunii, 3048 nucleotides long. NCBI's taxonomy places the organism in Eukaryota, Viridiplantae, Streptophyta, Charophyceae, Charales, Characeae. The record is from the annotation of a GenBank genome assembly.
GCAGACUUAGAGUCCGUCGUUCGCGACCUAAUUCAAGAGUACCGCGAAGUCUUUCCCCCGUAUUUCUCAUACAGCGGGAUUCCCCCGAUGCGCGGUGUUGAGCAUUCUAUCCAGCUCGUGCCUGACUAUCGUGUUCACCAUCAGGCACCGUACCGACUCUCGAUUCCAGAGGCAACGGAAUUCAAUCGUCAGCUGAAGGAGCUCCUUCGACUGGGUUUCAUUAAACCCAGUAACUCCCCUUGGGGUGCACCUGUCCUCUUUGCUCGCAAAGCGGACGGAACUCUCCGCCUCUGCAUCGACUACCGUGGCCUUAACCGUUACACGGUUAAGAACAGUUAUCCCAUGCCCCGCGCGGAUGAGCUGUUUGAUCGUCUGGCAAGCAACCGCUUCUUCACGAAGAUCGAUCUUCGUAGCGGUUACCACCAGAUCCGCGUUGCCAAAGAGGAUCAGCCGAAGACCGCCUUCCGAUCACGCUUCGGCCACUACGAGUUCAUGAUGAUGCCAUUCGGCCUCACCAAUGCACCCGCCACCCCUCAGACGGCGAUGAACGACAUCUUCAGGGACAUCCUUGAAGAAUACGUUCUCGUAUACCUGGACGACAUCCUGGUCUACAGUCGUACCUUAGAAGACCAUCUCAAACACCUCCGCGAUGUCCUACAACGCUUACGCAAGCAUGGUUUCUAUGCCAAGCUUAGUAAGCGUCGCUUUGCCCAGCGCAAAGUGGACUUCCUAGGACACCAUGUGUCUGACCAGGGUCUCCACAUGGACGACGCGAAGAUCACAGCUAUUGCAGAGUGGCCCGUCCCCACAUCUGCCAAGCAGCUUCGCAGUUUCCUAGGCCUCACCAGCUACUAUAGUGUUCCCUCUCCUCCAGAUUCACCUUACCCCCAUGUUCCUUCUUUCCCUCCCCCUCCUGCUGACACUGCUUCUCGACUGACGCCUACCCUCCCACCACUUCCCUCCACUGACAGUCCUCCUGUUACCUACUCCCCGACCAUCACGGAGGAUGGGACUAUCGAGGCUCAUGCUGGGGAUUGCCCGAUCACUUUCUACUCCCGUCAGCUACUGCUUGCCGAGAUAAACUACACUGCCGAUGAACGUGAGGUUCUCACAGUAGUUUAUGCUACCCGACAUUGGCGUCAUUAUCUGCACGGGGUGCCCUUCACGGUGCGCAUGGACAACUCAGUUGUUCAGGCUUUCCUCACGAAGCCUAAGCUUUCCCCUCGACAAGCACGCUGGUGGCGUGACUUAUCCGAGUUCAGUUUCACCACUCAGCCCAUCAAGGGUGAAACGAACCGCGUCGCCGAUGCCUUGUCCCGCCGUCCUGAUCACAAUCAGGAACCCAUCCACCUUGCUGCCAUCUCCAUCACCACUGUUGAUCAAUCGGUGAUCGACGCGUAUCGUACUCAGUACCGCCACUGCCCCGAGUAUCGCGUCAUCCACGCGAUACUGCGGAGUGGCAAGACCGUUCCUUCCUACUCCCUCGGGGAGAACGGCCUUGUGUACUGGCAUGGCAGAUCUGGUCAGCUAGAACCACGUAUCUGCGUUCCCUCCACCGGACAGCUCCGCGUCCAGGUUGUAGCAGAGUUCCAUGACCAGGCAGUUGCCGGUCAUAUGGGUUUCCACAAGACGUUGGCUCGUGUUUGCCGCCUAUACGUCUGGCCGAAGUCCAAGGACUUUGCCAAAGCCUACAUCCAGGAGUGUCCCACGUGUCAGGAGGUGAACAGUGCGAACCACCUUCCGUAUGGGUUACUUCAGCCCCUACCCAUACCUCAGGGUCGUUGGCAGUCCAUCUCGAUGGACUUCAUUGGUCCCCUCCGCCCACCCACUGAGCGCGGUCAUGAUGCUAUCUUGGUCGUCGUCAAUCGCUUCACGAAGCGUGCACGUUUUGUCCCGUGCCGCUAUCGCAUUAGCGCUCGUGAGGUCGUCGAUAUCCUCCGCUUCUCAUCGUCUUACCACCCUCAGACGGAUGGUCCGACUGAGGUCACCAAUAAAACUCUCGGUAAUAUCCUCCGAAAGUUUGUUAGGGAUGACCAGCAGUGGGACUUACACUUAGCCCACACGGAGAUUGCGUACAACCACGCUGUUUCACCAGCCACGGGGAUGUCGCCAUUCUAUUGCGACCUCGGCUACCACCCUCGCGUACCCGCGGACUUCCUACGACCAUCGCGGUUGCGCCCAGACACUCGUUGCCCUGCGCUUGACGACUGGAUCGCCCACAUGGCAUCGAUUAUGAAGCGCGCACACGAGAGUUUAGCCGACUCCCAGACUCGCAUGGCCGCACGAGCGAACCGAUCACGAAUGGAUCAUCCAUUCAAAGUCGGUGAGGAUGUGCUCGUCGACGCUCGCCACUUACAGCUCGAAGCAGAUACGCUUCGCAAGUUCAGGCGUCGUUUCUUCGGUCCAUGCCGCAUCCUUCAGGCCGUCGGUUCUGAUACUGCCGCUAGUCCGGUCAGCUUCCGUGUGAAGCUACCUGAUUACCUUCGACAGGCUCGCAUACACGAUGUUUACCACGUCUCCUUGUUGCAUCCUUAUCGCAGACCGUCCGAGCGCUUCGCCGGACGCCCUUAUGAGCGCCCUCCACCUAUCAUGGUGGACGGCCACAAGGAGUUCGUUGUUUCCGACAUCGUAUCACGCCGAGUUACCGACGAUACCCCUCCACGCAUCGAGUACCUUGUGCGUUGGAAGGGCUACCCUGAUGAGGAGGCUACUUGGGAGCCCCUCGAGCACUUGCAGCACGCCAGGAUGUUGGUGCGUGCAUAUGAUCGUGCUCGUCGUGCUGAGACAUCUGCUUCUACUCAGUCGACUGACCCUCUUCCUCCUCCUUCGGCUGAGGAGAUUGCUGAGGACGAACCCGCUCCCUCUGAGGCCGUUCCUCAGCCGCAGACGGUCGCCUCCAAGCGUCCACAACGCACUCAUCGUCACCCUUUGCGUUACGAUGACUGACACUCUUAUCCUCUAUCUUUCCCCACUGACUCACACCAUCAGGUACUCCAUCAUCAACUCUUCUUCAGGAUGUCAGCGUUUUGCGGCCCUGCUUCGACAUCG